CAGUGAGCAGACUGCGCUGCACGCAUGCGCGCUGCAGAGCCUUUCUGCCCUCGCGUGCUCCCCCUCCCCCCCAUCAAUUGUCGAAGGCGCAUGCGCCUAACUCCUGCUGGGAAAAUGGCGGCCAAGUUGGAGCCGCUGGCGGCCUCGGAGGAGGCGGAGGAGGGCGAGGGGCAGACCAAAUCUUUGAAGACUGAGGACUUGCUGUCAAUGGUGAAAAAGCUGCAGAAAGAGGGAAGCCUGGAGCCACAGAUAGAAGAUCUGAUUAACCGGAUUAAUGAGCUUCAGCAAGCAAAGAAGAAGUCCAAUGAGGAAUUGGGAGAAACUCAAGCUCUCUGGGAGACGCUGCACAGGGAAUUGGACUCUUUGAAUGGAGAGAAAGUACACCUAGAGGAGGUCUUGAGAAAAAAGCAAGAAGCGCUGAGGAUCCUUCAGCUGCACUGCCAAAGGAAGGAAAGCGAGGCUCAGAGGUCACACAUGGAAGAACAGCUGGAGGAUUUCAUGGGCCAGCACAAGGACCUCUGGGAAUUCCAGGUGCUGGAGCGGCGACUGGCCUGGGAGAUCCGCGCGCUGCAGAGCAGCAAGGAGCAGCUGCUCACUGAAGAGAACUUAGCGAGGGCCAAGCUGGAGCAGGUGGAGCAGAGGCUGCGCUCCUCGCCCACGGUCCAGGGCGCCCUGGCAGUGAACGAAGCGCUGAAGGUGGAGCUGGAGAAAUCCGGGGAGCAAGUCCCCACCCAGACCCAGAGCCCCUCGGGCGACUGGGCCCACAAAGAAGAGCCCGACCCGGAGUCCCUGUGCGCCCGCCACGAGGAGGACCUGGAGCCGCUGGUGGAGCUGGCCCUGUGGUCCCCCUAGGCCAGUGGGACCCACCGAUCCCUAGCUUCAAGGCCCGCCGAGAAAUAAAGGCAAUGAUUCAGACGGUC
This is a messenger RNA of Myotis brandtii (Brandt's bat), 920 nucleotides long. It is a transcript of the gene SYCE1L, whose product is annotated as synaptonemal complex central element protein 1-like. The transcript is spliced from 11 exons. The record is from RefSeq and is a predicted model, not a curated record. Gene Ontology annotation, biological process: synaptonemal complex assembly. Gene Ontology annotation, cellular component: synaptonemal complex. NCBI's taxonomy places the organism in Eukaryota, Metazoa, Chordata, Mammalia, Chiroptera, Vespertilionidae. Bases 25 to 852 code for a protein of 275 amino acids.